AUGGACUCGGAACAUUCACACUCCUCUCACUCGCAUUCUCACUCGCAUUCUCACUCGCACUCGCCCUCCCAUCUACAUUCGCAUUCCCACUCACACUCGCACCCACAUUCAGGAUCAGGGUCAGGGUCAGACUCGGAUUCGCACUCGCACUCGCACUCUCAUCCACAAGAGUCUUCCCAUUCCCAUUCGCAUUCGCAUUCGCAUUCGCACUCCCGCGCCAAUGGCCACAAUUGUAAUGGGCCUACGUUAGGCGUCCAGAACGGAUAUGCGUUUCCAUCUCCCUUCGUAGGCACAUCAGCACCACCGUCCACAUAUCUCGCUCCAACGGAGUUCCCUGAUAACGGGAGAUCAUCCGUAGGGAAACCCUCAGUAUCUGCCUCGAACUUUAUUACGCCUCUUUCACUAGUGGCGGCCUUUCUUCUCGCAGAGCUCUCGGCCCCGCGCAAUAAGGCCGCAUUCACCUCCGAAAACGUUAAUGUUUCCUCAGCUUUAAAUCCACUCGAGACAUCUGAGUCCGGUCCGGCUCCGCUUUCCGCGCUCCUCAACAGCCUCUCCUCGGCCUCUGCAUUGGGCGCCGGAACACUUCUUUUGCUCGGUAGUUAUAGGAAGCUGCGGCAAAUUAUCGGGGGUGGGGGCGGAGGUAAUUCAGAUGAAAGUGGCGGGAAGUUUUACCCCAAGAAGCGUGGGGAGCAAUUUAGCCCUCUUGUCGUGGUCGAGAAAGCGGUAGGCGCCAUGGUGCCUUAUUUUGCGGCGAUUGAGUUGGGCGCUGUUAGGACUGCGGCGAUAGUGCUAAGUAUUUCUGCAGGGGGGUUGAUUAUGGCCGGGAGAGCCGGAGAUAUAAAGGGUAUGGUAACAAGUAAGAAGGGCGCUCUGGGAGCAAUCAUAGUGGGUGUGGUGUAUGAUUUGUGGAGAAGUAGUGAGCUGGAGAAUGGCUCUCUUUCAUGUUUAAUAGCAUAUGUGUUUCUAGUCGUUUCACUUUUGUUCUUGUCAUCGCCAUACCCGCUAUUGUUCAUUCCGUCGGAAAAGUCGUCAUCAUCGUCGGGGACACAAACUCCGCUCUCAACAAAAUCUACGCAGCUGCGGUCUAGCUUUCCAAAACUCACCCGGAAUCCGUCAACACUGAUGACAUCAGCGCUUACUGGGAAAAACCCACUUAUUUCCUCUUAUCACACUAAACUAUCGCUGAUCUCUGGAGCCGUGUUAUCGUCGAUUACUGCCACAAAUUGGGCCUUUACCGGAUCUACAAUAGAACUUACACAACCUGAAAAUUGGUUCUAUCUAUGGGCUGCAGCGGUUGUUUCCGGAUUGGUUGCGAUAGAAUUUGGCACGGGUGUCAGGAAGAUUGGAUUUGGAGUUGGUACCUUUACAGCGAUAGUAGCUGGCUGGGCAAUGUUAAUGUCCGAUAUGACGGCCGUAGUAGGGAACGUUAUUCUUGCUAGUAUGAUGUGGGUGGGAAUACUACUCGAUGAAAAGGCCCAAAAUCAUGGCCAUGACCAUGAUCAUGGACACCACCAUGAACCGAAAGAAGCCAAAGCCCCAUCAACAAUUACCAAAAGUCUUCUACGUAUGUCCGAGGGACUGCCUCUAUUGCAUGGUAUCCUUAUCGAAAGAGAUUCGCGGCGGAUCUUCUACUUCAUGUGUCUUAACUUCGCCUUUAUGCUGGUCCAGACCUGCUACGGCUUUGCAACAGGCUCUCUCGGUUUGAUCUCGGACAGUGUUCACAUGUUCUUCGACUGCCUCGCCCUAGGUGUCGGCCUCUGCGCAGCAGUAAUGUCGAAAUGGCCGCCCUCAAUGAAGUACCCAUACGGACUGGGCAAGAUGGAUACUCUUGCCGGCUUUGCCAACGGCAUUUUCUUGAUGCUCAUAUCUGUCGAGAUCGUCUGGGAAGCCAUCGAGCGUCUCCAGAAGCCUACAGAGAUGUCACGUCUUGUCGAACUCAUGAUUGUGUCUAGUCUUGGGUUGGCAGUAAAUUUGGUCGGUAUCAUGGCCUUUGAUCAUGCGCAUAUGCACCAUGGUCAUAGUCACUCGCAUGGUCAUAGCCAUGAGCACGCUCAUGAAUCAUCUCACGAUCAUGUCCAUGUCCAUGCCCAUGCCCAUGAUGAUGACCAUCACCACUCACACGCCGAGGAGCCUGUUGUAUCCCCUCCGUCUCAUAAUCACCCACAUGAUUCGGAGAAUAUGCACGGUAUCUUCCUGCAUAUCCUUGCUGACACGCUUGGCUCCGUCUCUGUUGUGAUAUCAACGCUUGCAAUCCAAUACACUGGCUGGACCGGCUUCGACCCGCUGGCGUCCGUGUUUAUUGCAGUGCUCAUCUUCCUUUCCGCCAUCCCACUCGUGAAGUCUUCCGCCUCUAAUCUCCUUCUCACUGUGCCCGCCAACACGGAAUAUACUCUCCGCGAGACUCUCGCAGGUGUUAGCGGCGUAAAGGGUGUCGCAGGAUAUACAGUGCCCAAGUUCUGGGACGUGGACGGCGUGGUAAGAGGAUGCCUACAUGUGCAGAUAGUCAGAGGCGUGGAUGCCGAGGCCGUUUGCAGAGAGGUCGAGAAUUGGAUCCAGAGCGGGCUUGGAAAAGUUGAGGUCUGUGUAGUAGCGGAGAGAGGAGACAGUGCGGGUAAUUGUUGGUGUACGAAAAUUUAA
Molecule: messenger RNA, 2637 nt
Organism: Morchella sextelata
Lineage: Eukaryota; Fungi; Ascomycota; Pezizomycetes; Pezizales; Morchellaceae
Exons: 4
Coding region: 1-2637 (878 amino acids)
Biological process (GO): zinc ion transport; intracellular zinc ion homeostasis; transmembrane transport
Cellular component (GO): membrane; Golgi apparatus
Molecular function (GO): zinc ion transmembrane transporter activity
Source: RefSeq, a predicted model, not a curated record